Molecule: messenger RNA, 985 nt
Organism: Rubroshorea leprosula
Lineage: Eukaryota; Viridiplantae; Streptophyta; Magnoliopsida; Malvales; Dipterocarpaceae
Source: the annotation of a GenBank genome assembly
AAUAGCAUUUUCAAGGCUUAUACUCAUACCUAAUCCUUAUGAAUGUUUUUCCAUACUGAAAUUCUUUAACUGAAUUUUUCGUUCAUCUUAAUUAUCCUCAUGAACUUGUUAGCUCAUUUUGGACAGCUUGUUGUAUGGCUUAAGUGUGCAUGUCUACUGCAAACUGCAUGCCCUUGUGUUGCUACAUUUGAAGCAGUUACUGGAGUUCGAGAUGACAAAGCAACUGCUCAAGUUAAACUCUUUGGUGAUAAUUUGCAGUUUUUGGAAAAAAAUCUUCCAUUGGAUAACGCUUACAAAUCAAAAGACGUUAUUGCUGCUCCCAUUCGUGUCAUCCAGCUUAUUUAUAAUGCAGGGGAUGUAAAGGGUCCUCAGACUGUUGCCUUCAAUUUACCAAAUGAUGAACGAAUUGUAAAGGACCGAGGGACAUCCAUGGUCAUGCUUAAGAAUGUCUCAAAGGCAAAGUUGAAGCACAUUCUUCAACCGAUAGCUGAUGCAUGUAUCGAAAAGGAACAAAGGGAACCUGUAGAUUUUGAGUCUUUCUUUACUCACACUAUCUGCCAUGAGUGCUGCCAUGGCAUUGGGCCUCAUAUACUACAACACUUCCUGAUGGAGCUGGAAGAACAACACUCGGCUUUGGAAGAAGCAAAAGCAGAUAUGGUUGGUCUUUGGGCUCUGAAGUUUCUAAUUAGCAAGGUCACCUUCAACCUUCCCGGCUUAUGCUUUGGCCCUCCCCUACCAAUCACAAACAGCUGCGCCCCUGUUGCACCGCUUCAGCGUCGUUGCUGCACCGCUUCUGCACCCCUACUGCACCGCUACGCCAUUGCUGCUCUCCUUCUGCAACGUGAAAUUGUGAAAUGGAAGAAUUUCAAAGGUACUCAAGAUUGAUGUGUCUUCAAGAUUGGUUAAGAACAUAUCUCAAAGGUAUUAAGUUGAUUUUUUUUUAUGGUAUAUUUCUUUUGUUCUUUAAUUAAGUUGUUAAUUUUCA